Peronospora matthiolae is the source of this 1008-nucleotide messenger RNA. The record is from the annotation of a GenBank genome assembly. Lineage: Eukaryota; Oomycota; Peronosporomycetes; Peronosporales; Peronosporaceae.
AUGGAAACGGAUCUGCACAAGUUGAAGUCCAAGUGGGCUCGGGACUUACCGGACAAGCACAUCUUAGCUACAGCUCAGCGUUCAGCCUUAACGAAGUGUGCGGUAGCCCAGACUCAGGCAACGCAGGAUGAAUUGCAGGAGGUGCUUCUUCAACAGCAGCUGAUGUUUGCUACGCUACAGACAGCCAUCUCGCGCGCCCCGUUGCAUUCAAGCGGCCAAGAUGUCCUCAAGUCGCUGCAUUUUGAUACCCGCCUUCGACACGACACGGUGGAACGCAGUAGAGUGCUUCUUGCACACACUAAACGCUCGCUAGCCACAAUACCGUCAAUCGUGCAUCGGUUUACUCAAGUGGCAAUCGAUAAAGCGCUUGCUUCUAAAGAUGACGAAGGCGCCACCAUUGAAUCGGUACUACCGUUAUCUCGGAUUGAUAUCACGGGUUGCAAGGACUAUACACUCGUGUCCAGCGUUUUUGCGUCUGAGAUUCCACACAGCUCACUAGAAGAUGUAUACGCUGCUGCAUUGGCGUAUCUCGAUGCGAUUCCAGAAGCACUAAAACGUCACGUAGGUGCCGAGUUGACACGCACGAGGCUUAAUACGGACAACGACCCUGCAGGCUAUUGGCGACUUGAACUUAGUGGGGUUGGGCUGCCAGCAACCGUGAACCAUAUUGUGUGCUCAGAACUAACACCAUCACAUGGAGUGAUACACAUGGAUGCAGUCAUGCAUGACACGUUGUAUCCAAUUUCACGAGGGAACGACUUGGAGUUUGGUAUCGCCGGGCUUACAAUUACGCCGCAUGAAGAAGAUGGGACCAACAAGACUGUAGCGACCAUGUUGCGAUGGGUCGUUUUGUACCGCUACAAUCUGCUGCCGAAUGACCCUGCAUUACGAAGAGACUUGGAGUGCACUCGUUCUAUUCUGAAUGGUGAUCUGAUCACAGCCUCAGUGUGUUCGUAUCUCCGGCAACUGCAACACCAGCGUGCUACGUUCCAUCAAAGCAACAAGUAG